CUAGGAUUGGUACUAUUGUCAAUUUUGGGGGUUGUGUGAAUUAUCCUCUUAUUGCCAAAUAAAGCCAAUGGACUAUGAAAGCUUGUGGGACCUUUAUUGGCUUAGCAAUUAAUGAAUGAAAGGAAGUGGCACCAUUCCAAUGCAAAGCCCAAGCUGGUAUAUCUCUUCCACUGGAUGAAGGUGAAAAAGCUCUUCCUUUUCUUUUACUCCAAACUCAGACCCUUGAAAGCCAUUGAAGAAAUAGCUGCAGAACUGAACAAGAAAGAUUUGAACUCCGCUGACCCUUGCAACCAACCGACUUUUACAGCACAGGAUAAUUACGAAAAUGAAAUCUUCUGCAAUUGCUCCAUCUCUGCUAAUAGUACAUGCCAUGUCCAAAGAAUAUCUUUUACAGCACAGGAUCUUGAUGGUAAUCUUCCACCAUCCCUAUGGAAGUUACCUCACCUUAAGCAAGUUAAUUUGGAACGGAACCUCCUCCGUGGUCCGAUACCAAGAGAGUGGAAUUUGACAAAGUUGGAAAGAUUGAUCAUUAAUGCCAACAAUUUAUCAGGACCAAUUCCUGCCCAUUUAGGAAGCAUAACCACUCUCACUCGUUUGUCCAUGGAGAGCAACUUGUUUUCUGGAACUAUUCCCUCUGAGAUUGGGAAAUUGGUCAACUUGGAAUAUUUGACUCUUGCUGCAAACAAUUUCACUGGAGAGUUCCCUGAUCUCACUAGUCUCACCAAGUUAAAAGAACUAAGGAUCAGUAGUAACUACUUCACAGGAAGGAUGCCUGAGUUUGGCAAUUUGAAACAGCUUCAGAAGUUGGAGGUGGAAGCAAGUGGUUUCGAUGGGCCAAUUCCUUCUAGUAUAUCUAACUUGAACAAGCUAAUAGAAUUAAGGAUUACUGACUUAAAUGGGGAGAUGAGCUCAGAUUUUCCGAACUUGAUAAACAUGACAAACAUAGAAAGAUUGGUGCUGAGGAGCUGUAAUUUAAGAAGAAAUAUUCCGAAAUAUAUUCGCAAUUUGAACAUUCUAGAAAUCUUAGAUCUCAGCUUCAAUAAGCUAGAAGGGGAACUUCCAAAUUUUGUAAAUAUAAGAAAACUGAGAAAACUGUAUUUGACAAGUAACUUACUCAGUGGGUCUAUUCCAGAGUGGAUUAAAAACAGAGGCACUGACUACCAAAUAGAUAUUUCUUACAAUAAUUUUUCUGAGGAAUCUGAACCAUCCACUUGUCAAGAUACUUUCAAUCACUUCCGGAGCACAUCUGGCCAAAAGAAUAACUCAAUGCUCAACAAGUGCCUGGCUCCAUGUUCAAAAGAUCAUUACUCGCUGUAUAUAAACUGUGGUGGAAAACAAACUACCAUUGGAGGCAUCAAGUAUGAAGGGGAUGAGGAAUCGGCAGGUGCUGCAAAAUUUUUCCGUAACUCAGCCUCUACUUGGGGAUUUAGCAACACUGGUGAUUUCUGGGGUUCUAGAAAUCUUGAUCAAAUAGACUACAUAGCAAACAAUGUAUCUGUAUUAGGAAUCAACAAUUCUGAGCUCUACACAACCGCACGCAUCUCGCCUCUUUCACUAACUUAUUUUGCUCGCUGCUUAGGAAUUGGAAAUUACACUGUGAAACUUCAUUUUGCAGAGAUAGUAUUCAGAGACAACAGAUCUUAUUACAGUUUUGGGAGACGAAUUUUUGAUGUUUAUGUUCAGGGAAAACUGGUGUUCAAAGAUUUCAACAUUGAAAAGGAAGCUAAAGGAGUUGAUAAGGAAGUUAUCAUAGUAGUUAAGGCAGUUGUUGUGAGUCACAAGACACUUGAGAUCCGCUUGCAAUGGGUAGGCAAAGGAACAAAGAAUGUUCCAAACCGAGGAAUGUAUGGUUCUAUAAUGUCAGCUGUCUCAGUAAAGUCCGAAUUCGACCCUCCAAAACAGAAAAGAGACAUAAAAUUCAUCAUCAUUGGAGCGGUUUCAGCUUUUUGUCUUAUUUUCAUAGCUUCAGGCAUUAUUUGGUGGAAAUUCUAUUUUGGAAGAAAGGAAUCCAGGGAUGAAGUUCUGAGAGGACUAGAUCUAAAAACUGGUUUCUACACCUUUAAACAAAUUAAAGCUGCCACUAACAACUUUGAUGCUGCAAACAAAAUCGGAGAAGGCGGAUUUGGAUCAGUCUACAAGGGUGUGCUAUUAGAUGGCACCAUUAUCGCAGUUAAGCAACUUUCAUCCAAAUCAACACAAGGCAAUCGUGAAUUUAUAAAUGAGAUAGGCAUGAUUUCUGCAUUACAACACCCGAAUUUGGUCAAAUUGCAUGGAUGUUCUGUUGAAGGAAAGCAACUAUUCUUGGUUUAUGAAUACAUGGAGAACAAUAGUCUUGCACAUUCUUUAUAUGGUCCUGAAGAGGGUCAACGAAGAUUAGACUGGAAUACAAGGCAAAUAAUAUGUAUAGGCGUUGCAAGAGGUCUGGCUUUCCUACAUGAGGAAUCAGCACUGAAAAUUGUACAUAGAGACAUUAAAGCUACAAAUAUAUUAUUGGACAGGGACCUUACCGCAAAAAUAUCAGACUUUGGUUUGGCCAGACUAAAUGAAGAGGAAAAGACCCACAUUAGCACCAGAGUUGCUGGAACUAUAGGAUAUAUGGCCCCAGAGUAUGCAAUGUGGGGUUACUUAACUGAUAAAGCAGAUGUGUACAGUUUUGGAGUUAUGGUAUUGGAAAUUGUGGCUGGCAAAAACAACAUGAGAUAUCGCCCGAACGAGAACUUUGUGUGCCUUCUAGAUUGGGCCAUUUUCUUGCAACAAAAGGGAGAUAUAAUGGAGUUGGUGGAUCCAAAGUUGGGGACCAACUUCAAAAAAGAAGAGGCGAAAAGAUUGAUUAAGGUAGCUCUAUUGUGCACAAAUUCAUCACCUUCCCUUCGCCCCGCCAUGUCUGCAGUAGUGAGCAUGCUAGAAAACCAGACAACCAUCCCUGAAUUGGAUAUGGACUCAAGUAUUCAAGAUGAUCUCUUCAAGUUCACCGGAUUGCGAGACAAGCUUGAUAAAAUAUCACAACAAACCUCAAGAGAAUCUAAUAGUCUUCUUGCUCAUUCAUCCAACUCAUCAUCAUGGAUUGAUUCUACCUCUGCAUGAUCUCUUUAUCUUUAGUUAGAGUUCACAUUAGAUCUCUUCCUUUCUAUUGUUUUCCAUAUAGCUAUGUCUUUAUAUUUAGGCAAGUUAAAGUGUAAACUAGAAUUAUUAGCACACAGUAAAAGAAAGCUAUCCUUGAAUUAUUCAUUUUGCAUGUGUUGUUACUAAAAACAAUUGGCUCAAAACAAAUCAUGUAUAACCUUACUAGUUAAGGGAAAGUAAUUCAUGAGUCCAUGAGUUUCAAAUAGAAAUACAAAUGACAUUUGACAUACUAUUUUAUUAUAAAAUAAUUAAUAAAAACAAUAUUAUUUUGAAGUU
This is a messenger RNA of Humulus lupulus (European hop), 3399 nucleotides long. RefSeq names its product probable LRR receptor-like serine/threonine-protein kinase At1g07650. Gene Ontology annotation, biological process: protein phosphorylation. Gene Ontology annotation, molecular function: protein kinase activity; protein binding; ATP binding. Bases 112 to 3084 code for a protein of 990 amino acids. NCBI's taxonomy places the organism in Eukaryota, Viridiplantae, Streptophyta, Magnoliopsida, Rosales, Cannabaceae. The record is from RefSeq and is a predicted model, not a curated record. The transcript has 25 exons.